Messenger RNA from Jaculus jaculus (lesser Egyptian jerboa), 1598 nucleotides. RefSeq names its product coiled-coil domain containing 85B (gene Ccdc85b). The record is from RefSeq and is a predicted model, not a curated record. Lineage: Eukaryota; Metazoa; Chordata; Mammalia; Rodentia; Dipodidae. The coding region runs from base 119 to 727 and encodes 202 amino acids. Gene Ontology annotation, cellular component: nucleus. Gene Ontology annotation, biological process: negative regulation of DNA-templated transcription. The transcript has a single exon.
ACGCGGUCUCCUCCGCCGCUUGCCGCCCGCUGAGCCCGAGCCGGAGCGGCACCCGCCCCGACGUGGGGCUCCCGAGCCUCGGCGGCGGGCGGGCGAUGCUUCAGCUGCCCGAUCAGCCAUGGAGGCCGAGGCAGGCGGCCUGGAGGAACUGACGGACGAGGAGAUGGCGGCUUUGGGCAAGGAGGAGCUGGUGCGGCGCCUGCGGCGGGAGGAGGCGGCGCGCCUGGCCGCCCUGGUGCAGCGCGGCCGCCUCAUGCAGGAGGUGAACCGGCAGCUGCAGGGUCACCUGGGCGAGAUCCGCGAGCUCAAGCAGCUCAACCGGCGUCUGCAGGCGGAGAACCGUGAGCUGCGUGACCUCUGCUGCUUCCUGGACUCCGAGCGCCAGCGGGGUCGGCGUGCCGCGCGUCAGUGGCAGCUCUUUGGGACCCAAGCAUCCCGGGCGGUGCGCGAGGACCUGGGCGGCUGUUGGCAGAAGCUAGCCGAGCUGGAAGGCCGCCAGGAGGAGCUGCUGCGGGAGAACCUGGCGCUUAAGGAGCUUUGCCUGGCGCUAGGCGAGGAGUGGGGACCCCGUGGUGGCCCCGGAGGCUCUGGGGGUUCAGGCGCCGGGCCGACACCCGAGCUCGCCCUACCCCCAUGCGGGCCCCGAGACCUCGGCGAUGGAAGCUCGAGCACUGGCAGCGUUGGCAGCCCUGAUCAGUUGCCCCUGGCCUGUUCCCCCGAUGACUGAGGGUGCUGCAUUCAUUGCCCACGCUGACGCCUGCCCGGAUUGCUUCCUGACUGCCCUGAGAGCUGUGGACCUGGACGCCGCCUCGAUUGCGCACCAGGGGCGCUGGCAUGGACUGAGAAGCCCUGGCACUGAGGAGGGCUCCUCGAUCUCGCUGGCGGGGCAGCAGGGGGACUGGAGGCUGAAGCGGAGGGACUUGCUGGGGGGUUGGGUGGGGACUAAUAAACUGGGACGGUAGGAGUCCGAAGCCUGGACCGCGUGUGUCUGGGACUCGCCGGCCUAGGGGAGAGGGCGGGAACCCUGAGACGGUGUAACAUUCUCAUGUGGAGAGAUUGCAGAAAAGGUGGCUUACUCCCCAAUUGUGAGUCCAAAUUAGGGUGGUAAACCACUGACUUCCCUGUGGGACGCCAAAACAGGCUGUAAUCCGGCCCCUGAAGUGGCUCCAGCUCCCUUUCCGGCUCCUUCCUGUCCAAGACAAUGGGGCAGGAAGCAGAUGUUGGGGGCCUAAAGCCCACUAGGCUGCUUGCUCCAAAGGUGGAUGAGGGUAUAACAGCGCCCCCCUAUCGUUCACUCAGGAGCACAGUGGGUACCCAUGGAGAGAAGGUUGAUAUUUGCUUGCACUGCAGAGCGUUGUCUCAAUCAAGGAGCUGAUGUAGCCCCAUUCCUCAGAUAGGACAAUGGAGGUCCAAAAGUAUGGAAGAGUUUUUCUAAGGUUGUGCUGAAACUGUAGCCUAGGGCUUCUCCUCCAAAUGGUAUCUUUUAGCUUGUGGGUCCAACAUGACACCCAGGCCAGAGCUUCAAGCCUUUUAUUCCAUUUUGGAAGGUUUUGUAUAAAAAUAAUCUCUUUAGGAAAAUAAAUAGCAGCUUCUCUCAA